AUGAUCCACAUUCUUUUACUUUGCUUACUCGGAGGCGCCCUUGCCGUGCCGACAGCUGAUAAGCGUGUUGUUGGAGGAUUUCCCGCCGAGUCCGGAGAUGCGCCAUGGAUGGUUUCGAUGCGUAAUUCGUUCAACAUUCACUUCUGUGGAGGAACUUUGUUGAACCAGCGAUUCGUCCUCACGACGGCCGUCUGUAUGGAGGGUAGACUAUCCUCCACUACCAUGGCUGUUGUUGGUUCGCGUUUCCUGAAUACCGUAGCAGCCCCCUAUUAUGGAUUACAAACAAUCACACAUCCCCAAUACAAUCAGAAUACGUUGGAAUUCAAUGUGGCACUAUUCCAGACGAUCCAGAACAUAGUUUUCACCAACAUUGUGCAACCGAUUCAACUGAAUGGUGCCUUCAUAGAGCCCGGAACUCGUGCAAGAUUUUUCGGUUGGGGUGCCAAUGAAGAAAAUGGCGGCAAUUCGAACGCCCUGAUGACCAUCAACUUGAACGUGAUGCAUAAUGAAGCUUGCCGUAAUUCGCUCGGAUCCGAUGGAAUGCGGGUCACUGGCACCACGCUGUGUACACUGAACCGCGAAGGACAAGGACUAUGCACGAACGAUGCCGGAGGUUCUCUUGUGUUUGAUGGAAUGGCCAUAGGCAUUGCUUCUUGGAAGAUCCCAUGCGCUACUGGACGCCCAGAUGUCUUCGUACGAGUAUCCGACAUCCGCGAUUGGGUGAUGAGCAUAAUCUAG
This is a messenger RNA of Sabethes cyaneus, 738 nucleotides long. RefSeq names its product chymotrypsin-2-like. Bases 1 to 738 code for a protein of 245 amino acids. The transcript is spliced from 3 exons. The record is from RefSeq and is a predicted model, not a curated record. Gene Ontology annotation, molecular function: serine-type endopeptidase activity. Lineage: Eukaryota; Metazoa; Arthropoda; Insecta; Diptera; Culicidae. Gene Ontology annotation, biological process: proteolysis.